AUGACCUGUCUCAUCCAUGCUCCAAGCACUCUGGAGUAUACCUCAACAGAGUACAUUGUUAUGCAGCUCCCAUCUGAUUUAGAAAAUGAAUGCAACGGUCAAGUUGUCGCAAUGUCUGAGGGCUCACAGGCAUACUACAUCACAGACACACAUAUAUACAAGCUUCUUGCUCGUGACAGCAGUAAUACACGAUUCCUUAUAACAUCCCCCAGUGAAGCCUCGGAAUCAUCACAGACAUACGGUGUUCUGUGUGUAUUUGGGUCAGUUGUUGAAUUAGACCCGUGCCCACCAAUUGUGAACAGUAUUCUGAGGCGCUGCGUCGCCCAAAAGUUGGGAAGCAACAUUGUUGCGCCCAUCUAUCUAUCUAGGCUUCUUUCAGAAUCUAAUUAUAUUGGCACAAAGAGAGAUGUCUGUACCUACUUGGCAUCCCUUGCUAUGCUUCCGUGUGAUCUAGACGCUAAUUCAGAGCGUUGCCUAUUUGCUGCCAAUGGGGAGUAUCCUCUUGCCCGCUUCCAUACCGGUAAAGUUGCCGAGAUACUGGCCAUAUUUCUAGGAGGCGAUCCGAGUGGUCUUGGAGCAGAUCAAAGCACUUUAUCCUGGUGCACUCCAUCAAUACCACUAGCUGCUCUGGUAGACAUCAUACAGCGCGUUCUUCCAGGGGUCUCCUGGGGAGUAGCUGCCCACGCAAUAAUAUCUCUUUCUAAUGCCAUCGAUGGGUGUAUACUGUCACUGGAGAAAUUGGCUGGGUUUGUCUCUGACCCAACGAGUCUACAUUUAAGCCCUCAAACUGCAAUACGCUUGAGUUCCAGGCAGAUACUUGCAAGCAUUGUACUCUCCUUUAUCACUCAGUCCGGGAUACACAUGACCAAAGCAGGUAUUCACGUAAUUGAAUUCACACUUAAAGCUAUUGUUUCCAAGGUGGGUGAGAUAUCUCUUCCUCACGACUUCCUUUUGGCUUACAUGGAAGAGGCAAUGCUGGGAGAGCAGCUAGCGCAAAAGGUCAGCGAGAUAUUUUCAUUGCCCAUUAUAGCUUAUGUGGAUCUUCUGGCCCCAAGGAGUUUACGGGACCUAAGGAGCGUUGACACAUCAGCCUGCUGGAUGGCACCAGAGCGCAAUCUUUCAGUUGAGUCUCAGUUUAUGUACAUAGAGCGUUCCCAUUUGAGUAGCAAUCCGCUUAACAGGGCAUUUGAACUGCUCGAUAUCCAACAGCGAUGGAGCAAGAGCGCAUUUACAGCACUAAUGAUAGAUGUAUGUGCUCCUCACGAAAACCCUAACGCCAUCACCGAAGAUUAUACUCGUGAGGUAGGACGCACCGAUAGUGGAGAAAUAGUAGUGGUUGAAAAGCGGGAGAAGAGGAUCCUCCUGGCUUCCCGUGUUCAGGCCUCCCAAUAA
This is a messenger RNA of Giardia duodenalis, 1392 nucleotides long. RefSeq lists its product as uncharacterized. NCBI's taxonomy places the organism in Eukaryota, Fornicata, Diplomonadida, Hexamitidae. The transcript has a single exon. The record is from RefSeq and is a predicted model, not a curated record. The coding region runs from base 1 to 1392 and encodes 463 amino acids.